Mycena citricolor is the source of this 4152-nucleotide messenger RNA. Lineage: Eukaryota; Fungi; Basidiomycota; Agaricomycetes; Agaricales; Mycenaceae. The record is from the annotation of a GenBank genome assembly.
CUCGUCUUUCGCAGCGCAUCCAUUCAAUUACCCCGAGCGCGAUGGCAAAGAGCAAGAAAAGAAAGUCUACACAGGACCAUCCCGAAUCUCUCUCCAAGAAACUCAAAAAAGAGGCCACCCAGCCUGCAGGGAUUGUGUGCGUAUCAAAGGUGUCUCCGCCCUGCGACGGCGCGGAGAUCGGCAAUCUCAUCUUCUCGGACGAGCUGGACACCACGACGGAGACGCUCGUCACACUCAAAAACCACCCUGAGCUCAUUCACCUUAAGGCGCUGAAGGGAUUUCGCACGGCAGUGCACGAUUACUGGCGGAUAGCCAACGAGGCUUCAUCUACUGGCACGUCUCUGGUCUCACGGGUCUCAUCCGCACUCGUCGACCAGCGCCACAUUGACGCGCUAGUCCUCCUCUCCGAGAUGGAAAUUCGGGGCCAGAUGCCCAAGCUCGGGGCGCUGCAGCGCUGGGUGCGGGAAUGUGACGCCGUCCUGUCCCCAUCCACGCCGAAAGACGAGGAAGCCCUCGUAUGGAAGGUCCUGUGCGCGAUUCUCCGCACGACGCAGCCCGACUGCAUCGCCGCGGGCCCCAGCACUGGCGGCACGCUGGACGCCGGCAGCCAGCUGAGGUGGUACUCGCCGUUCUCGCGCGAACCGCCCGAUCUCCCGUUUGCUGCUCAAAUCGAAACUGUCGAUCCUGUGCCGCGCAUCGCCCCGCUGGACACGACGCCUGGGCCAGAACGCCGGCCACCGAACAAGCACCCGGCUAUUGUGUACUACUCCCCGCCGAAUACGUUCCCUCUUCUGCCCCCUGAACGCCGCUCGCGCACGCCGCAACGGUUUGACGUCGACGGCGUGCCCGGUGCAUUCAUCAUCAACGAUGUGUUCGAGCCGUCCGAAUGCACCGCGCUCGUCGAGGCGGCGGAGAGAGUCGGCAUGGUGCCGGACGAGCCGACGUUCGGAUCCGCCACGCAGCUCGCGUCGAUCCUCGCGCACAACUUCAUCUGGCUGGCCGACGCGGAAUUCAUCUCUACGCUGUACAGCCGCGUGGCGCCACUGCUGCCUGCCUCGAUCCACGGCGGUGCCGUCAAAGGCAUCAACCGGCGCUUCCGGCUGUACCGUUACACGCCGGGGGCGCUCUACCGGCCACAUAUUGACGGCGCCUGGCCGGCUUCGGGGCUGGACGAAAGCGUCUCUCCGCCGGCUUACGUCUACGACUCGGAUCCCGCGGUCUACUCCCGCUUGACGUUCCUGAUCUACCUCAACGACGACUUCGAGGGCGGGUGCACGACGUUCUUCCUCCCGUCGACGCAGACCGGGAUCCUGGAGGCGCGGCCGGUCCGCCCAAGGAUGGGCGCUGUCUGUGUGUUCCCUCACGGUGCGGCGCAGGGCAGCCUCUUGCACGAGGGCAGCGGCGUCGCUCGGGGCGCCAAGUAUGUCAUCCGAACCGAGGUGCUGUACGAAGUAGACAAGUCUGAGCGGAUAGACAGUGUCUUGUAAUCCAUGCCACUUCUCACAUCUCUCCAUCAGAAUCGCGAUAAGAUAAGGUGCUACGGGGUCCACCGUCCUCGCUCCCAACGCUGCAGCCUUUCGCUCGUGGCUUCACAUUCCCUCACAUGCCUCGGACAGACGCCGAACUCAACGACGGUAAACCCGACCCAAGGAUCUCCUUGCCCUCGUAAUAUAGACCUUUGCGCUCAGGCCGAAAAUUUCCCAUCUGAGUCUUGCUUUGGGGACCUGGAAGCUUCAUACGUGAGUGGCUGUACCUUCAUCCGCACGCCGAGUCACUGCAGAGGAGUUUGCAGUACGUGAAUCUGUGCCUCAUCCACUUCCCUCGCCUGGCUCUGUCGGACUAGCGUUCUAUCCGGGAGAGAUGGAGCCGAUGGACGCGAAGGGUCGUGCAAAAUCAUCGGUGUCAGCAACUUAACCGAUAAGCACCUCGCGCUCUUGCUCACCGCGGCCGCCGUGAAACCUACAGUGAAUCAGACCGAGCUGCAUCCACACAUCUACGAGCAACAGCGCACGACGAUGGACUUCUCGAAGAAACACGGAAUCGCGAUUGAAGCCUACAGGGCCCUGAGAUGCGUUGGCCGCCAUCGUCUGCCCUGCCGAGUUGAGCGACAUCACACCCCAAACCCAUCACGUAUUUCCCCGGUGGCCCCGUCGGAGAGCCAGUGGCGGCCGCUGCAACGACGCUGGGUGUGACUGGCGAUCAGGUCUUACUGGCCUGCGCGAAAGCAAAGGCACGGUGAUGAUCACAUAACCGUUCUUUCGCCUCCGCGCCGCUCGCGAUCUUGACUGGCUCUGGCUCUUCCAGCACAAGCUCUAAGAAGCACAGUCUCGAGGGAUAUAUAUAUUGCCGCCGGAGACCUGGGUCCAUAUUUCUCAGCCACGAAAGUGCCACAAAGACUGCCUGGCGACCAUGUCGUUUAGUGUUGACUGAGAAUGAGACCGCUGCGAUAGAUGCUGCGGGAGCUGGGUGCGCCGUUCUCUGAGACCCAGGAGGGGUAGGAUCGACUGCCAUUGCUGUCUGUACAGUACAAUUGCUGCUGCUGCAUCGAUGCCAGAUUUCUUCUUGAAAUGCGUGAUCGAGAAAGAGUAAAGACCAGAAGCGUCGACUGGAGACGUUGCGAUGAGGUAAAUAUCUGCGUCUUGGUAUGUCACGCCUACGUUCAGUGCGAGCCGCGGACCCAGGAGGUAGCAUUGAGGUACGUCCUGCCAGUGUUAGGAUGAUCGAGUGUUGUGUGCUAUUUGGAUCGCAUUCCUCAGUCAAGCACCUUGAGCGACCACCCAUCUUUCAUCCCAGUACACCUCCACCUCUCAAGCCCCGAAUCCCUCUCGCUCAUCCAACCGCAGUCGUCUUCAAAUUACUCUGCUGUCAUGCUACCCCUUCUUCUUUUUAAUCGGGAAGCCUAGAAAAUGUCACCCUUGCAGCUCGCGUUCAGCUCGGACCCUCAUCCUCUCUAGCAGCAGCACCCGACCUCCACGAUAACGUCACUCGGCGCAGCCCUCCGCAAGCGCCUCUCGAACACUCUCACACACCCACACGCUCGAUCCCGCACCACCCACGCUAUGGUCGCCGGUUUCAUCACGGAUCCGAAGGAACUGCAGGCGCAGUGGAAGACGAAUCUGGACGCGCUGCCGGCCACGCCCGAGAAGAUCCCCGCGUUCUUCUUCGGCCACGGGUCGCCUCUGAUGGCGUUCCCGGAGGACAAAGAUAACUCUCAGUCGCGCUUCUCGUCCGUUGUACAAUGGGCAGGUCCGAAGGGUCCGCUGGCCACGUUCCUUAAAGAUUUCGGGCCGGCUUUGCUCAAGAAAUACCAGCCGAAAGGCAUUGUCGUGUUCAGCGCGCAUUGGGAAACAUACGGAGAACGUCUCGUGACCGACUACGGUGACGAGAACCCGCUCUUGAUGGAUUACUAUGGCUUCGAUCCCGCGAUGUAUAAGCUCAAGUUUGUAUCCAAGGGAGACAAGGCUCUCUCUGAGCGGGUCGUCGAAUUGUACAAAGCCGCGGGACAACGCGCGCGUCUGACUCCGAAGACGGAGAGCCGUGGACAGGAUGGGCGCGGUUUCGCAGGCAAGUACCUGACUUGCCAAUCCCCCAACGCCGCGCCACUGACGCGCGUCUGCACAGGCCCCGGGCUCGACCACGGAGUGUUCGUGCCCUUCCGCAUGAUGUUCGGGGACGAAUUCACGUCGAUCCCGAUCGUCGAGGUCUCCAUCGACGAGAGCCUCACGCCCGAGGCGAACUGGGCGCUCGGCAAAGCCGUGGCGAAGCUGCGGGAGGAGGGGAUCCUCGUGCUCAGCGGUGGGCUCACUGCGCACAACCUGCGGCAGCCGACGUCCAUGUCCGUGUUCUCCGCGUCGGACGACCAGCGCGCGUUCGACCGCGCCGUCAUGGAUGCCCUGACCGUCGAAGAUGAAACGGCACGGAAGCAGGCCAUGGCGAACCUCGUGAAGCACCGCGGCUUCCGGGCAUCGCACCCCCGAGAAGAGCACUUCGUGCCGAUCUAUGUCGCUGCUGGAGCUGGAGAGGGCGGAAACGCGAAAGUAAUAUCGGAGAUGUAUGGAUGCCAGACUGUCGCCUUUGGGCUUUGAUCACGCGUAGUCUGGGUGUACAAUGUAUGUAAAUGAAUUCAAAUCCAAAGUCCGCAUUCUGGACCAG